Molecule: messenger RNA, 159 nt
Organism: Serpula lacrymans var. lacrymans S7.9
Lineage: Eukaryota; Fungi; Basidiomycota; Agaricomycetes; Boletales; Serpulaceae
Exons: 2
Coding region: 1-159 (52 amino acids)
Source: RefSeq, a predicted model, not a curated record
AUGCUUGCAAAUGUGCACCUUGACCACACUGAUGUAAAAUUAAAGCUUGAUGGUAUCGAGGAAUAUCUAGAUGCUCAAUUCAAUGCAGUUACAAAUCAGUUUGGUUCGGUUAACAACCAACUUCACGGUUUAACUCGUAAGGUGGACGAAUGUAAUUGA